Messenger RNA from Cucumis melo (muskmelon), 3852 nucleotides. RefSeq lists its product as uncharacterized. The transcript is spliced from 3 exons. Gene Ontology annotation, molecular function: zinc ion binding; nucleic acid binding; aspartic-type endopeptidase activity. The record is from RefSeq and is a predicted model, not a curated record. The coding region runs from base 889 to 3852 and encodes 987 amino acids. Lineage: Eukaryota; Viridiplantae; Streptophyta; Magnoliopsida; Cucurbitales; Cucurbitaceae. Gene Ontology annotation, biological process: proteolysis.
GCGAACCCGAGCCGCCAAGCAUCCUUCUCUGUUCAGCAGCGCAGCCGAGCCGCAAUCGCAACCGAGCCGUCGCCGAGCUUCCAGCCGCGCCAGGAGAAUCGUCCAAGCCGAUCUGCGCAGCCGAGCGUCCGUCGGAGCAGCCGUCUCUCGCACGCCGAAGCCGAGUCGAAGCCGCCUCCGCGCGUCCGCAGCCAACCCGUCAGCCAGCCGAGUCGCGCCGCUUCGAUCCGACGCAAGCGCAGCCGAAACGCCAGUCGGUAGCCGUCGCCGAGCGAAGCCGCGGUAGCCGGACCACCAACAGCCGCCGCGCCGCCCGAAAUCCGGAAGCCGAAGCCUCGCGCGCAAGGGUCCGACCGAAGACCCGCCCCGCGACCCGAACCGACGCGCGCCACCUUCCGGAAACCCGACCCGCGCCCGCGUGCACCCGUGCGUGAGCCGCGCCCGCGUGUGAAGCCGCGCCGCGCGCUUUUGUGUAGCCGAGCCGCGUCUCCCCUGUUGCAAGCCGAGCCGCGUCUCCCCCUGUUGCAAGCCGAGCCGCACGCGAAAUCCCUGUACCGAGCCGAGCCGCGUCUGCCCAAGCCGAGCCGGUCCUGUCUUCUUCCAGCCGAGCCGCCAGGACUAAAUUGGCUCCAUCCACCUAUAUUUUGGUAAGCUAAUUAAUUAUUGUGGUCUUUCCGGUAAGACUCCAUGCUCGGACGUUAGUUAAAUUAAUUUGGAUCUAAAUUAAAUUAUUUUCCUCAAGGGACGUCUUGGACCAAGAAAUUACUGCAGCGCGGGAUUUCUUCAGUAGGGGCUCGAGCACUGCAACCUCCUUCUAGGUUAGGACUUCGUCGCUUGGAAAGCGUACUGCCUCGCCGUUAGGACUCGACAAGUAGAUCUCCAGGGAGAAUGCCGCCACGUAGAGGUACACGCCGAGGAGGUGGUAGGGGAGGCAGAGGAGCCGGUCGUGGCCAGCCGGAGGCGCCACCUGUUGCACCGGCAGUCGACCCAAACGCACCGGUCACCCAGGCGGAUCUCGCCGCGAUGGAGCAGCGUUAUCAGGACAUGCUGCAAGCUGCUUUGGCGCCUUUCCUUGCCGCCCAGCAGAACCAGGCCGCCCCUGUUCAGGCCGAGGCCGCCCCUGCUCAGGCCCAGGCCGCCCCUGUUCAGGCUCAGGCCGUCGCUCCUCCAGCCCCUGAGGAAGCUCAACCAGUACCAGUUCAACUGUCGACCGAGGCGAAACACUUACGGGAUUUCAGGAAGUAUAAUCCCAAGACCUUUGACGGAUCCAUGGACAACCCCACAAAGGCCCAAAUGUGGUUGACGUCCAUAGAGACUAUUUUCCGGUACAUGAAGUGCCCAGAAGACCAGAAGGUGCAGUGUGCCGUCUUCUUCUUGGAGGACAGGGGCACCGCCUGGUGGGAGACCGCGGAGAGAAUGCUAGGGGGCGAUGUAAGCAAAAUAACAUGGGAGCAGUUCAAGGAGAACUUCUAUGCUAAGUUUUUCUCCGCCAAUGUGAAGCACGCCAAGCUGCAAGAGUUCCUAAACUUGGAGCAAGGCGACAUGACGGUGGAGCAGUACGACGCCGAGUUCGAUAUGUUGUCCCGCUUUGCUCCCGAUAUGGUAAGGGACGAGGCUGCCAGGACGGAGAAAUUCGUUAGAGGACUCAGGCUAGACCUUCAGGGCAUUGUCAGAGCCCUCCGCCCAGCCACGCAUGCUGAUGCACUACGUAUAGCACUGGAUUUGAGCCUGCCUGAGAGAGCCGAUGCGUCUAAGGCUGCCGGCAGAGGGUCAGCCUUGGGACAGAAGAGGAAGGUUGAGACGCAGCCUGACGUAGUACCGCAGCGAACACUGAGGUCAGGAGGUGUCUUCCAGAGACACCGACGGGAGCUUGCAGCAGCCGGGAGGACUCUGAGAGAGCUACCCGCUUGUACUACCUGCGGGAGAGUCCACGGAGGUCGUUGCUUGGCUGGAAGUGGAGUCUGCUUCAGGUGCAGACAGCCGGGGCACACUGCUGAUAUGUGUCCUCGGAAACCCUUCGAGACGACACCGCCCCAGCCUUCUGCGGCCCAGCAGGGGAGAGUUUUCGCCACUACCCGGCAGGAGGCCGAGCGAGCUGGCACUGUGGUGACAGGUACGCUCCCAAUUUUGGGGCAUUAUGCUUUUGUGCUAUUUGACUCUGGGUCAUCCCACUCGUUUAUAUCCUCCGUUUUCGUUCAGCAUGUGGGUUUAGAGGUAGAGCCUUUGGGUAGUGUUUUGUCGGUUUCUACUCCAUCUGGGGAGGUCCUGUUAUCCAAAGAACAAAUAAAGGCAUGUCGGGUAGAGAUAGCGAAUCGUAUGUUAGACGUGACCUUACUAGUGUUAGACAUGCAGGAUUUUGAUGUGAUACUAGGCAUGGAUUGGCUGUCAGCCAACCAUGCCAAUAUAGACUGUUAUGGCAAGGAAGUUGUCUUCAACCCUCCCUCCGAGGCUAGUUUCAAAUUCAGGGGGGCAGGUAUGGUAUGUAUACCCAAGGUCAUCUCAGCCAUGAAGGCUAGUAAACUACUCAGCCAGGGUACUUGGGGUAUUUUGGCAAGCGUAGUGGAUGUGAGAGAGCCAGAAGUCUCCCUAUCUUCCGAACCAGUGGUAAGAGAGUACCCCGACGUUUUCCCAGACGAACUUCCAGGACUUCCGCCUCCCAGAGAAGUAGACUUCGCUAUCGAGUUAGAGCCGGGCACUGCCCCAAUCUCGAGGGCCCCUUACAGAAUGGCUCCAGCCGAGCUAAAGGAGUUGAAGGUCCAGUUACAGGAGUUGCUGGACAAAGGCUUCAUCCGGCCCAGUGUGUCGCCUUGGGGAGCCCCAGUUUUGUUCGUGAAGAAGAAGGAUGGGUCAAUGCGCCUUUGUAUUGACUACCGAGAGCUGAACAAGGUGACAGUCAAAAACCGCUACCCCUUGCCCAGGAUUGAUGACCUGUUCGAUCAGUUGCAGGGAGCCACCGUCUUCUCCAAGAUCGACCUGCGAUCAGGCUAUCACCAGUUGAGGAUUAGGGACGGUGACAUCCCCAAGACGGCCUUUCGAUCGAGGUACGGACAUUACGAAUUCGUUGUGAUGUCUUUCGGCUUGACUAACGCUCCUGCAGUAUUCAUGGAUCUGAUGAACAGGGUGUUUAAGGAGUUUCUAGACUCGUUCGUCAUAGUCUUCAUUGACGACAUCCUCAUUUACUCAAAAACUGAGGCUGAGCACGAGGAGCACUUACACCAAGUUUUGGAGACCCUUCGAGCCAACAAGUUGUAUGCCAAGUUCUCCAAGUGUGAAUUCUGGUUAAGGAAGGUGACGUUUCUUGGCCACGUGGUUUCCAGUGAGGGAGUUUCAGUAGAUCCCGCAAAGAUUGAAGCAGUGACCAACUGGACCCGACCGUCCACGGUUAGUGAAAUUCGAAGUUUUCUGGGCUUGGCAGGUUACUACAGGAGGUUCGUGGAAGACUUCUCACGUAUAGCCAGCCCGUUGACCCAGUUGACCAGGAAGGGAACCCCUUUUGUCUGGAGCCCAGCAUGCGAGAGGAGCUUUCAGGAGCUCAAACAGAAGCUAGUGACGGCACCGGUCCUGACAGUGCCCGAUGGUUCGGGAAACUUUGUAAUCUAUAGUGACGCCUCCAAGAAGGGACUGGGCUGUGUUCUGAUGCAGCAGGGUAAGGUAGUUGCUUAUGCCUCCCGCCAAUUGAAGAUCCAUGAGCAGAACUACCCUACCCAUGACUUGGAGUUGGCAGCUGUAGUCUUUGCACUGAAGAUAUGGAGGCACUAUCUGUACGGUGAGAAGAUUCAGAUUUACACCGAUCAUAAGAGCCUGAAGUACUUCUUCACACAGAAGGAGUUGAACAUGAGGCAGAGGAGGUAG